Saccostrea echinata is the source of this 2669-nucleotide messenger RNA. RefSeq lists its product as uncharacterized. Lineage: Eukaryota; Metazoa; Mollusca; Bivalvia; Ostreida; Ostreidae. Bases 61 to 1107 code for a protein of 348 amino acids. The record is from RefSeq and is a predicted model, not a curated record. Gene Ontology annotation, cellular component: cytoplasm. Gene Ontology annotation, biological process: signal transduction. The transcript has 14 exons.
AUAUUAAAGUGGGUCAAUAUCAAGGGGCGCUACUCAUACAAAUCAUUAUUUCAUUGCAAGAUGGAGCACCGGGAAAUAUCCGCCCCAAGAGCGGGGAAGUUUAACGUUUAUAUUGAGGGAGACUUGAAACACAAGCAUUUUAUAAUCCUCACAGUUCAUGACUUAGGAUGCAAUCAUGCAAUGUGGACAACUUUUCUGCAGCAUCCGUCCAUGGCGGAGAUCAACAAGAGGGCAGCUUAUAUCCACGUAGACAUUCCAGGACAGGAAGAUAAUGCCCCCGAUCUCCCACCAGACUAUAACUUCCCUAGUAUGCAGAGUUUAGGAGAAGAUCUUGUCUGUAUUUUGGACCAACUCGACAUUAAGCAGGUAGUGGGAGUCGGAGAGGGAGCAGGGGCUAACAUACUGGCCAGGUUUGCUAUGGCCCAGCCUGCACGUGUAUUAGGAGUCGUCCUGAUCCACUGCACUGGAACAACUGCUGGAAUCAUGGAGGGGCUCAAGGAUAAGCUGAUUGGUUGGAAGUUGGAGCAUCUAGGAAUGAAUCCAACCGCUGAGGCAUACCUUAUGAUGCACAGAUUCGGUUCGUUUGAAAAAGCCACGGACCAGGAGGAGCUGAAUAAGGCCAUAAAUUCAUUCCAACAUUCACUCCGAAAGAAUAUCAACCCCCAAAACCUCAAACGAUUUGUCAAGUCUUUCAUGAAGAGAACUAAUAUUGCUGAAAGCAUGGGGAAGAUGAAGUGCCCUGUGCUUCUAGUGACAGGUGCUCUUGCCUCAUUUAAUCACACUGUCCACACUCUGGCAGGCUUUAUGUUGGCUAAAAUGGAAAAAAACAAAGUGGAGAUCAUUGAAGUUGAGGGUGUGGCUAAUGUUGUUGAGGAGAAGCCUGAACGUCUAGCUGAGGCCUUUCUGUACUUCUGUCAGGGACUUGGAGUUAUUGGUGGAGUACCCAUGCCACGCGUGAGAAGUAACUCCCAGGAUAACACCGAGAUUCUGACCCGGCGAACAAGGAGCUUGUCCAUGGAGGAAGCAGACAAACCACUGGGCAUCUACUCCUCAAGCCCGGGCCGUGUAGGCAGCCCUACCAAGCUCGGCACUAGCCCAGCCAAAUAAGCCCAUUCUGCAAUCUCUUCUAGCUACUUCCCAAGCAGACAAAUCCUCGUUCCACAUUUUAAUCUUGUUAUUUUUUCUGAGGAAUAGAUAAAAAAGAAAUUUUUGUUUGUUUUUUAUGCGUGGACUAAUUGUAUAGUUUUAGGGUUGUCCGUCAUUCAGCACUUUUUGAUAACUCUGUAUUUUACUUUGAUGGAUAAAAAAAGAAUUCCAUACAAAAUGCAAUAAUAUAUUUGAUUAAAUAAAUCAGUAAUUUUGGAAUAGAAACCUUUUCCAUAAUAGAUGAUUUUCCAAACAGCAUCAUUUUUCGUGACAAAUUUCCAGAAUUACAGUUUCCAAACAUUGUUGAUCUGUGGUCACUUUAAGCUCAUUUAUUAUAAACUGAGAUUUAGUAUAUCCCUCCACUGCAAAAGAUAUCACCCUCUUUGUGUAUUUUAUUUAAUAUAGCUUCUAUUUGAAAAUAUGUCAACUAUUUAUUAUAUUCAAUCCUGCAAUCACUUUAUAUAGGAAACCAUUAAGUAUUAUUUUUUUUACCAAAGUGUAACUUUUGCUAAAUAUUAAGCAAUUUUCCUGCUAGUCACGUUUCUGCAGUUUAAGAUAUCCCAUUUGUAUUACUAAGUGCUUGAGAGUUCAGUAGAGUUACUUAGGUUGUAGAUUAUGACAGUUUAGUUUUAAGAGUAUGUUUGUGUAUUUUCUAAUUACUAUGCAGGACUUUUGUGUUGACAUACCUGUUUUAUUUUUGUACCAAGGUCUGUUAGUGUUUCUCAUAUUUUCACACCUGUUGCACCUGAAUGUGUAUGUGUAUAGUCUUAUGCAAUUCUACCUGAACAGCAAGUUUUAAAUGUUUGAGUCUGUGAAUGAGAUUUUGUAAUUGCCCCUCUUUUGCAGAUCUUCAUUGGCUGUUCAGCUUACUGCUUUAACAUUUAAAUUGGGUGAUGGUCAUUUCCCGAGAAUCAAAGACAAGACUUAAAGAUAUAUAUGUAACAUAAUAAUCAGGGUAAUUAAUCAUAAUAACUAUGGUGGGUUAUUGCUGUGAAAUGAAGAAUGAUGGAGGACUUUAUUAUUUUAAGGUUGUGGGAUUUUUUUUUGUAAUCAGAAAUCUCUUGCUUGUAGCUUUCACAAUGCAUUAUUCCUAGAAAACCUGUAAUCUUGCUGGAUUUUCUGGUCAUUUAAAUUGAACAUGCUCAGAACAAUUUUGAGGUGCAAUAAUCUAUGCUAGCCUUCUUGAGAAUAUCAUUUCCCAAAAUUUGUACCAUAUUUAUAGUGAAGCUUAGCCCAGAGUGCACUGAAAACAAAAAAUCACAAAAAAAUUAUUCUUAAUUUUUUUCUGGAUAUCAAGUAUUUUAACAUUAACUUGAUUCUGAAAAGAAGAUGUGACUUUUUUCUGAACAACUAACAAUUCUGGAUUUUCAUAUAGAGAUUUAAUAUUUACAACAUUAGAUUAGAGUGUUCUUUUUUUACUAGGUGAAAUUGGUGUAAAUGUGUUUUAAUGGCAACUACACUUAAGAGUUUUACUGACAUGUUUAGUUAUGUAGAUGUUACAAUUAAUAAAAUUAUGAAAGGAU